Lobosporangium transversale is the source of this 2093-nucleotide messenger RNA. RefSeq lists its product as hypothetical. The transcript is spliced from 4 exons. The coding region runs from base 104 to 1972 and encodes 622 amino acids. Lineage: Eukaryota; Fungi; Mortierellomycota; Mortierellomycetes; Mortierellales; Mortierellaceae. The record is from RefSeq and is a predicted model, not a curated record.
GGCAGAUUCUUAUACACCCUAUUCACAUUUCCACUACCAUUUCAAUCCAUAAAGACAUCCACAUAUCCAACUUUAAACCAUCGGUCUCACUAUUUGGUUGCUCAUGACCGUCUCGGCUACUGCUACCUCCACGCCUCGUGCUGCCGCGCCCGUCGGUUCUGCCGCCACACCUACGCACCGCACCAAUGGAGCUUCGGCUUCAAGUCCUAUAUCCGAACAUCCACAUGCGCUCCAUGCCCAGGCUGGCGCCAUUGGUCAUCCACACUCACAUUCACGCUCACAUCCUUCUCUUGUUCCUUCACACUCUCACACCCAUCAUACCCACGCGAGUACUCAUAACCAUGCCCACGCGAAUACUCAUAGCCAUGGUAACCACAACUUCAAUCACUUACACUCACCCCCUGCUUCUGUUGCCUCGGCUUCUGCUGCACACUCGCCCGUAGACGCUAGCGAAUCGCCAUCUAGCUAUUUCCACUCACAACAUUCUCAAUCACAUUAUGGAGAGCCACAGUCUACAUACUCACACCUUCCUCCUGCACCACAACGCCACUAUCUUUACUCAUCGUCACUACCUGCAGAUUCACUCCCUCGUACUUUUGCCAGAUCUCCUGCCUACGACAAGGAAAGAUACGUUCACCCCCAUCAUGAGCCACCAAGUCCCUCUUCUUAUUAUCCUCCAUCCGUUCCUCGGCAAAACCCCCACUCUCAUCAGGCUCCUCCUGGCCCUUCACCUACUUCAAAAAGCAGCGGAUACACUCACUCACACAGUUACGACGACACAAUACCAAGAACUAACAACCACAAUAGCAACGGCUUUAGUAACAUCAGCAGUAAUCUGCCAGAGUACUCGUACCCCAUGACACCUUCUCAUAGGUCGCAUCGAGAUCAACAGCGACCGUUUCUUUUACAGCAUCAUCGUCAUUACUCUGAUGAGUAUCAACAUUCAUAUCAUGCUUCCAAACAGGCACACUCACAAGAAUCGGUGCCGACGCAAAAUUACUACACAAAUCCACAAGACCAUUCAUAUACUCAUCAGAGGCCAUUAUCACAGCAUCAUCAUCAACGUCCAGACAGCUCACAUCGCGAAUCAACCGAGCGGCAAGAGACUAUGCCCCAUCAAAAACCCCCGCCCAUUCAGACAAAGUGGACCGACGACAUGUCGCGUGGAUGUCCACCCUUCUCUUACCACAGUGGCUCGGGCUACACAUCCGGGUACCGUAGUGCAGACAGUAGGAUAUCGCCUGCAACACCCCGAUCUGUGCAGAUUCAUGGCUCCUACCUCCGCACUCCUAUCUCAGCUCCACAUGUCUUUACAGAAUCCCCUUUUGACUACCGGGAACCAAGUCAUUUCGGACAUACGAUUGCUAGCAGCUUACGCGGCAAGUAUGACCUUCGUGAAGACGAGAUGGAGCAUUGCUCUGAGCGGGACGAUGUUCAUGAGCGUGAACAUAGAUACAUUAGAGAAGGAAGAGAAGUGAAUGAAGAGCAUGGUGAAGAUGAUUACGCUAUGAUGGACAACCGGGCCAAGAAGCAAAAAGUAUCCGGUAUGGAUACUCGACCACCGGUCUUUAGGAAGACAUCGCCUUCCCGAGGCAUAAAAAAGAGCAGUGUCGAUAACGAAACAGAAGAUGAUGGAGAAGAAGACGCUCAAGGAAGUCACUUGACAUCAAAUCCUAGUAGUCGUAAACAGAGCGAUUCUGGAAGCGUCAAUGGAGAUGAGCGAUCACUUUCGGCUACCAAGGCAAAAAAAGCCAAAACGAAGCCGCAGAAACGAGGUCCUCGCCGCGCCUCUUUCCCGACUAACAUGGGGGAAGUCAUUGAUCAAAUUGAAGAUGAGGUGCAAGUUAAGAGUGGGUCACAGUCUGAGAAAGGACUCCGUGCAUUUGCACAACGUGUGUAUGAACGAGUUGAAGCCCUGGGCUCCACACUUUACAGUGAGAACUUUAUGUUGCUGAACAAGGAGGAAAUGUAGACACAGCACAAACUGAGAAAGAACAAGAGAAUAUCCGUCGACGCGUGUAUGAUGUUCUCAAUGUUCUGAAGGCUUUGGGUAUUAUUAUUUUUGACAACAAAGACAUCCGCUGGGUCGGUAU